This is a messenger RNA of Neohortaea acidophila, 2673 nucleotides long. Its product is annotated as chloride channel. Gene Ontology annotation, biological process: transmembrane transport; chloride transport. NCBI's taxonomy places the organism in Eukaryota, Fungi, Ascomycota, Dothideomycetes, Mycosphaerellales, Teratosphaeriaceae. Gene Ontology annotation, cellular component: membrane; Golgi apparatus; early endosome. The record is from RefSeq and is a predicted model, not a curated record. Bases 1 to 2673 code for a protein of 890 amino acids. Gene Ontology annotation, molecular function: voltage-gated chloride channel activity. The transcript is spliced from 3 exons.
AUGUCCAGUCCUUCCUCCACCCACUCCGGACAUGUGGCCGUAGCAUCUUCCAGCCGGACUCCCCCCAGCACCUCCCCAGAGGGAGACGAUGAGUCCGACGAUGGCCUUGAAGUGCGCGACGAGGAGCUGCUCGCCGACGAUCCGUUGCAUGAGUAUGGAUCCCCUGCCGAUAGAGUAACCUUCCAGCGCAAUACCAAGCCACAAACCCUCGGCCUCGCUUCUCGAUUCCUUCCCUCGCCCUUCCUCGCUCGGCAUGUCACUCCUCCUUCUCCUCUCAUGAGUCCGGGACGACUCGGGCGAUCUGCGACCCCAAACACCAUCCUAUCUUACUUGAACGCCCCUUCCGAUCCCGUAGCAGGUCUUCAAGAUGGCAAGGAUGCCGCAGGCCUGGACUGGUAUGUCGAAGGUCCGGGGCGGCGCGUGGGCUACGACAAUCUCACAGCCAUCGAUUGGAUAUACGAGUACAGUAAAGAGCGCACGCGACUGCGACAGCUCACCAUUGACGGUCCCAGCAUGCUAGGCCAGCUCAAGCUCGUGGCAGAUGCGAGUCAGAUGUGGUGGGUUCUGGUUGCAACCGGACUGGCGGUCGGAGGGAUUGCGGCCGGUAUCGACAUUGUCAGUGACUGGCUGGGAAAUGUCAAACAGGGCUUCUGCAGUAAUGUGAGCGAUGGCGGGACAUUCUAUCUGAAUCGAGCGUUCUGCUGUUGGGAGACCGACACCUACGCGGCCUGCCCCGAUUGGAGAACGUGGGCCACUGCCAUGGGCAUUGGAAAUGCUUUUGGAAGUUAUGUGACGGAGUACAUCAUCUUCGUCAUCUUCUCGAUCCUCUUCGCCACCACCGCCAGCUUCUUGGUCGUCAGAUUCUCCACUUUCGCUCGCUCCAGCGGCAUCCCCGAGAUCAAAACGGUCCUUGGAGGCUUCGUCAUCCGGCACUUCCUGGGCGCCCGAACACUGGUCAUCAAGUCGCUCGGACUCUGUCUUUCCGUUGCUUCGGGCAUGUGGCUCGGCAAAGAGGGCCCAAUGGUACACGUGGCCUGCUGCUGCGCAAACGUCUUCAUCAAGCUCUUCGACGGUAUCAAUGGGAACGAGGCACGAAAGCGAGAGACACUAUCCGCUGCGGCUGCAAGUGGCAUCUCCGUCGCUUUUGGCGCUCCCAUUGGUGGUGUGCUGUUCAGCUUGGAACAGCUAAGCUACUACUUCCCCGACAAGACAAUGUGGGCGGCUUUUGUCUGUGCCAUGAUAGCCGCCGUCACGCUGCAUGCGCUGGAUCCGUUCCAUACCGGCAAGCUGGUCCUGUUCCAGCUCACCCACAAGAACCCGUGGCAUGCGUUUGAGCUUGUCCCGUUCACCCUGAUCGGAGUCAUCGGAGGACUAUACGGAGCGAUGUUCAUCAAACUCAACAUGCGUAUCGCUGCAUGGCGGACGUCCACCAGCAAUCCCUUUUUGAACAGGCCAGUCGUCGAGGUCAUCGUCGUUGCCGCCAUCACCGCUUUGAUCGGGUUUCCCAUCACAUUCCUUCGGGCACAAUCGUCCGAGCUGGUGGAGUUUCUCUUUGCCGAAUGCAAAUACAUCAGCGACGACAUCUUGGGACUGUGUAAGGAGGGUGUCGCCAACACGGGUGUCAUCUUUACCCUUCUCAUUUCCGCUGUCCUCGGAUUUCUGCUGGAGACCAUCACUUUCGGCCUCCAGCUGCCCGCCGGCAUUCUUCUGCCUUCAAUGGCAGUGGGAGCACUCUACGGUCGAGUCGUGGGCCUAGUCAUGGAGGUCUGGCAACAACAGCAUCCCAAUUUCUUUGCCUUUGGCCGGUGCGCCAUGGAGCCCGAUAUUCAAUGCAUCACUCCGGGAACGUAUGCAGUCAUUGGCGCGGCGUCUGCUCUGGCUGGCGCAACAAGAAUGACAGUGUCUAUCGUUGUCAUCAUGUUCGAGCUCACCGGAGCGCUGACAUACGUCUUGCCAAUCAUGGUGGCUGUCAUGCUGAGCAAAUGGGUCGCAGAUGCUUUUGGCAAACGGGGCAUCUACGAGGCCUGGAUCCAUUUCCAAGGCUACCCGUUCUUGGACAACCACGACGACACUCCUGUGCCUGACGUGCCCGUGGCGAGGGUAAUGACGAGAUGCGAGGAUCUCGCGUGCAUUACGGCAACAGGCUACACCAUUGAGAGCCUUCGUACCUUUCUACGCACUCACCGUUUCCGCGGCUUCCCCGUGGUUAAUACUGCGCGCGACCCGACUCUACUGGGAUACAUUUCCCGCACGGAGCUGCAGUAUGCUCUCGAUACUGCUACUUCUCCUUCCCGCGGCUUACCAGUGAGCACAGCGUGUUACUUCAAACACCAGCCGCUGGCGGAUCCGACGGUGACACUGGAUCUGCGGCCGUGGAUGGAUCAGACUCCCAUCACGCUCAAUUCGCGAUCCAGUCUGCAGCUCACAAACGACAUGUUUCAGAAGUUGGGCUUACGGUAUAUUGCUUUUGUCGAGCGCGGGAUAUUGGCUGGCCUCAUGACGAAGAAGGACCUAUGGUCUGUAUUGAAUGAUGGGGAGGCAGGCAAGAUUGGACGAGGAGCGGGCGUGCUUCGGGAGGAAUUGGAUGAACGAGAGGAUGAAGAGGGUCUCCUAGGCCACAGUCGAGGGGACAGCCUGGCGGAGAACUUUGCGUCCCGAGAUGGAGCGGGGUGA